Centruroides sculpturatus (bark scorpion) is the source of this 640-nucleotide messenger RNA. RefSeq lists its product as uncharacterized. The transcript is spliced from 2 exons. Lineage: Eukaryota; Metazoa; Arthropoda; Arachnida; Scorpiones; Buthidae. The record is from RefSeq and is a predicted model, not a curated record. The coding region runs from base 161 to 523 and encodes 120 amino acids.
AAAAUCGAAACGAAGAGACCAUACAUGUGAUACCUGCGGUAAAAGUUUUGAAUCCUCAUCUGCUUUCAUAUGGCACCUGAUAUAUCCUGAAAGAAAACGACCAUUUUCAUGUGAUAUUUGUAAGAAAACGUUCAAAUAUAAAUUUGAGUUAAAAAGACACAUGAAAAUAGAACAUUCACAUGAAGAAACCAUAACUUCUUCCAAAAAAUGCAUAGAACAUGGCCAAGAAGUGCAAUCAGAUUUUUUUCAGACACCAUCAACAAGUUUUGAAGAAAGAGGAUCAAUUGAACCUGAACAACCGGCUUCAGAAGAGAGUAUUUUCACACCAGGAGAAGCUGAAGAAUUUCUUAAAGAUUUUAACAUCGAUUUAGAAAUUAUGAACUUAGAAACAUCUUCACAACUGGAGUUAUUCUCAGAGAUUGAAAACGAUGAAGAUAAUUUCGAAUGUCAACUUUGUGGACAACAGUUUUCUGCCGAAAUUUCUUUAAAGGAACACGAGAAACAAUUUCACCAAUCUAAAUAAUUCUGGACAUUUAACUUUGAAAUAAUGUAAAUUCAAAAAGUCAAAAAUUAUUAACAUUUUUGUAUAUUGGUGUGAGACUAAUGAAAAUUAAACAUUAGUAAAACAAUUUUAGUUACA